This is a messenger RNA of Truncatella angustata, 2003 nucleotides long. RefSeq names its product pre-mRNA processing factor 3-domain-containing protein. Gene Ontology annotation, biological process: mRNA splicing, via spliceosome. The record is from RefSeq and is a predicted model, not a curated record. The transcript has a single exon. The coding region runs from base 385 to 1893 and encodes 502 amino acids. Lineage: Eukaryota; Fungi; Ascomycota; Sordariomycetes; Amphisphaeriales; Sporocadaceae. Gene Ontology annotation, cellular component: U4/U6 x U5 tri-snRNP complex.
CCUGCCUGAUAUUGCAUAUAGAAUGUGUGGUCUGUGCCGCACGCUGCCCUUCGGGUCGAACAGAUGAAUAAGCCCCCACUAUUAACCUCGACGCCAAGAGGGUCGGGAGCGUUUGUCGUGCAUUUGUCGUCGUCGGACCUAACACAGUACUGACCUAAACUAAAGUGGCUGCUCUUCUGCCUCUCGAAGCCUUCGAACGUCGCUGUAGCUCCAACGUCGUCACCGCCACCACCACAAACAAACAAACCGUCGAAGGAUCUGCUGUUUUGCUUCUGGUACUAAAUAAUCAUCUCAAACCAACUGGUCAAACAGCGAGGCGCCUCUACAUCACCCCCUUACAUAUAGUAUCUCUCCCUCCCUCCCUCUCGAUCGAUCUUCCUCUUUAUGGAUCGACACGGCUCGCCCGCCCUGGGCCCUCAGAAUGCCUCCUCACGCGUCACCAAAGGCGGCGAGACGGCUGCUGAGAGACUCGCCGCCUUGAAAGCGAGAGUUGCCGCCGCCAUCAACACCACCGCAACCAAACCACCUCUUCCCGGCAGUAGCAGCAACAGUCCCUCCAUCGCCAGCCCCAGUUCCGCGCCCUCCAACCCAAAGGCAACCUCGGGAUUGAACGUCCCACUCCACCCGGCUUUGAUGGGAGAUCUUGGAGGGCCAUCCAAGCCGGCCACCCGAGUCAACCACGUCCAAAGUAGAUCUACACCCAUCCGCCAUGAUGGCACCAAACCGCCUCCACAGCCAAAGCCAAAGCCGCUCCAUCCUUCCGGCCCAAACCAGCCUGACCAGGUCAAAGCCAAUCCCUACUAUGACCCCACCGUCCAGGACCCAGCACCGAGACAGCCCAGGCAGCUGCAGUUCAACGAGCCCGGAAAGUACAUUGCUCAAGCCAACGCCAUUCGCAGGCAGGAGAAGCUCGAGGAGCUCAAGAGGAAGAUCGCCGCAAGCACUCAAAAGGCCGCCGACGAAGACGCAGACGUGCAGAAGAACUUCCUCGUCGACGCCCCGCCCGACGUUGAGUGGUACGACGAGGGCUUCGUCAAGGACAACGACUACGACAUUAUCGACCUCGCCGAGAUUCACGCCCUUGUCCAACAUCCUGUCCCCAUCGAAUCCGACAGUACCAGGCAGGUCGCCGUCAAGCCAAUGUAUCUGACUGCCAAGGAGCAGAAACGCGUGAGAAGGUUGCGCCGCGCCGCCGUCAUGACCGAGGAGCGCGCAAAGCAACGUCUGGGUCUCCUGCCCCCACAACCUAACAAGGUCACCCUGAACAACAUGUUCAAGGUUCUCGGCGACGAGGCCAUCAUGGAUCCCUCUGCCGCCGAAGCGCGCGUGCGCCGUGAGAUCAACGAGAGAAAGGAUCAGCACCUGACAGAGAACGAGGAGCGAAAACUCACCAAGGAGCAAAAGGCCGACAAGGUUGCCAAGAACCAGGAGGCCGAUAUUUCCCGCCAGGUCCACCUGCUCGUCUACAAGAUCAACAACCUCUCAAACGGUAGCAUACGCUGGAAGCUGUCCAAGAAUGCCGAGCAGCUUGGAUGCACAGGAGUUCUUGUCUUGUGUCCCAAAUUCUGUCUCUGCAUAUGCGAAGCAGGCCCCUUUGGCGCCAGGAAAUACCGCAAGCUGGUUGAGGAACGCCUCGACUUCACUCAGAACACCCCAGACAAACACAAGGAAACAAGCCACGAACUCAAGGAGUGGCUAAAAGCCACAGAAGCCGAUGGCAGUCUGAAAGACUUGUCUUCCAACGCUGCACACUUGGUGUUUGCAGGAGAGGUAAAGUAUCAGGCUUUCAACAAGUUUUCAAGCCGCGUGUGCGAGACCGAGCAGGAAGCCAGGAGCUUUUUGGCCAGGGUCAAGAUGGAGAAUUUCUGGAAUUUGGCCAAGAGUAUGACAUGAAGACCUCGAGUUGUUGGAGACUUGGAACAUAUUCAUAGCACAGUCUUCUGGUGUCAAGACUUCAAUAGGUUCUGAUAUGUUGCAAAAUGAUACCCCCCCCCCCCCCCCCC